AUGUACCUGCGCCAAGGGCCCCCCCUAGCGAUCUCUUCCUCCUCCGUUUCUCUGGAGAUUGCGAAGCAGCUGCAGGAGCAGCAGCAGCAGCAGCAGCACAGCAGCAGCAGCAGCAGCAGCGCCAGCGAUCGCUUCAACACCAGGCAGUCCCUCAAAUUCAUUCUUGAAGACAGCCGCACUGCAGCUCCGCAACGGCUCUCUUACAACCCAGCGUGCUCUUUUGCUAGCAGCAGCAGCAGCAGCAACAACAACAUUAUAUUUACUAAGGUGGUUCCUAGCAGGUACUCCUACGGCAGUGGGCUUUUUGAAGGAGCAGCGCAGCGACAGCAGCAGCAGCAGCAGCAACAGCAGCAAAAACAGCAGCAGCAACAGAAGCUGUUGCUGUUGCUGCAGGACCAACGAUUACAGAAAGCAACAUCGCAGCAGCUUACUUACGCGCGGCAGCAGCCAUUGCAACAGCGGCAGCACCAGCUGCAGCAGCAGCAGCAGCAGCAGCAGCAAAACACUCUUCAGUCUUCCCCCCUUUCAGAGGUACAACACAAGGUAUAUUCGUGCACGCAGCAGCAGCAGCAGCACUUCUAUUACACCCCAGAGCAUUCCAUACAACAGCAGCAGCAGCAGCUGCAGCAGCAGCAGCAGCAGCGUCAGCUACAGCAGCAACGGCAGCUGCAGCAGCAGCAUCAGCUACAGCAGCAGCAGCAGCAACAGCAACUGCAGCAGCAACAGCUGCAGCAACAACGGCAGCAGCUGAAGCAGCGGCAGCACAAACUUUCAGCACCCUCACUUCACCUGAGCCGCCAAGGAGCAGCUUCUAAAUCUCGCCAGUCUGUUGCUGCAGAAGCUACACAAGCUCACAAUCAGCAGCAGCAGCAGCAGCAGCAGCAAAUGGCUCCGUUUUCGACCCCAAACGCUGGCGUUUGUUUGCUCUCGAACGGGCCCUCUGCAGCCUCCAGGCAGCAGCAGCAACACAUGCAGAGGCAGCAGGAGCUGGAGCAGCACCUGCAGCAGCAGCAGCAGCAGCUGCUGCUUCAGCAUUCCCAGCACCUUCCCCAGCAGCAGCAGCGCAGGCAGCAGCAAUACGCAGCAGCAACAGCGGUGGCGCCAUGCGGGACGCAGCAGCAGCAGCAAAAACUCGCUGCAGCUUCCUGCAGCACCACCAAUAUCCAUAGCGCCUCAAGCAGCAGCAGCAGCAGUAGCAGCAGCAGCAGCAGCAGCAACAGCAGCAACAAAAUGAGACAGGCAACCAACUGGCUAGACCUCACCCUCAACAGCGCAUGCGCGCGCCGCCUGGCUCUCCGACAGUGUUUUUGUAGCGCUUCUAUUUCUGCAGAGGCUUUG
This is a messenger RNA of Eimeria tenella, 1338 nucleotides long. RefSeq lists its product as uncharacterized. The transcript has a single exon. Lineage: Eukaryota; Apicomplexa; Conoidasida; Eucoccidiorida; Eimeriidae. The record is from RefSeq and is a predicted model, not a curated record. The annotation marks the transcript as partial.